This is a messenger RNA of Nilaparvata lugens (brown planthopper), 1779 nucleotides long. Its product is annotated as protein FAM8A1. The coding region runs from base 250 to 1152 and encodes 300 amino acids. The transcript is spliced from 4 exons. The record is from RefSeq and is a predicted model, not a curated record. Lineage: Eukaryota; Metazoa; Arthropoda; Insecta; Hemiptera; Delphacidae.
AAAGACACAUCUCUAAACAGGAACAGCUGUUAUCUGUCAUCAGUUUCGUAAACUCUGAUCUGAUUCAUAAUUUUAUAUAGCAUCGUAUCGAAAUAUAACCUAUAAUACAGUUUAUUUUUGAAUUUCACUCUAUAUUAUUUUUUUUUAAUUUCACUCUUGUUCAUUUAUGUUUUUUCUGAUCAACGAUGAUUCAACUGUUCCAUUAAAAGAAAUCAACGUCACUGUGCUAUUUAAUAUUUAUCUGGAAAGAUGACAGCUGUGGAUGGACUUCAGUCUUCUAUGAACGAUAAAACUUUGUCAAAUAAUAAUAGUUCUAAAUCUAAUGAAGUAUAUUCUACAGAAAAAUAUUUUCAAUCCCUCGAAAAAUGGCUUCAAGAAGCAUACAUGUGGCAAAGUGUAACAGCAAGUUUUCCUUAUUUUCUGUGGUAUAACCAUUGUGCUGCUAAUCAGAUUUCUCCUAGCCUUAUUCAGAAUUCAAGUGGCCAGUUUUCCUAUCCCAAUUUACAAAACUUGGGGAAUAAUAAUCAAAAUUCCUCAUUUCAAAAUACUACAAUCCCCGAAGGAAUAGAAUGCAAGAUACCCCCACUGUGGAAAAGACUUACGGCUGAAUUCCUAGAUUUUAUAAUCUUAUUCCUCAUCAAGCUUCUCAUAAUGUUUAUCGCUAUCGACUUUGUUGAUAUGAUAGAUGUGUACAACGUAGACUUUGAUUUGCAAAGUUUCUUGGACUAUGACAUUUUGCAAAAAGAAAUCAAACUUGAUUAUAGAGUUGCAUUGCAAAUGGUGAUUUGGGAGAUGGUCCAUAGGGUGCUUGUUUGUGCUUUUGAGACGUUGUGGUUGGCGAAAUCAGUGGGUGGUCGUAUAGGCGGAGCGACGCCAGGGAAAACAGUGAUGGGACUGUGUGUGGUGAGAUGUGACACCAUCACCCCGCUGCCGCUGCGAACCGAACAUGACGUCUUCCUAGUGAAACCCGGCACUGACCUGGGCAUGCGAUCUGCUUUUCUCAGAUCAUUCAUCAAAAAUCUUGUCUUAGCAUUCUUCUUACCUGCAAACUUAUUUUCGCGUGUUGGUCAUAAUAGGACAAUCUAUGACACGAUUUGCAAAACAAUUGUCAUUGAAGAACCAGUCAGACACAGACGGCCACAUCAAAAUUGAUACAAAUUACCUUUUAAUCUGCGUGUUGGAUUUUUAACAAUCAUCUACCAUUAUUGUGAUAUCAUUAUUCGUUGUUUGUGUGUUCUUCAAAUAUGUCAAAUCCUUAAAAAUUUGGAAUAAAAUAGUAUUAUAAUGUGUAAUUGGCAUUAUAUACCUUUUCACCCAACCACUUAGAAUUUUCUAUAGUGAGAAUCACGUUCUAAAGCAAGUAUCUGAUUAACAUUGAUUUUGCUAUCCUAGUGUCAUUAGAAAAAGCAUAUAAGUAACUAUCCUUUUCCAAUUCCAGAUGACAAAGCAAUGUUUAAAGUUUUAUUGUUUACAUCAGCAUGAAACCAAGUUAGUUUUUUCUCCAAUUCAUAAUACAUUCGCUUCAACCAUGAAAAGGUGGAGAAUUCCGUCAGUUUUGUAGUUAAGUGAAAGUGUACACAUUAAUGCCCACUCUUCGUCAUUCUAUUCCAAUUCUUUCACUUUUUAAAAAGAACGUUUCUAAAGCAUACAAAUACUUCAAGAGGAGAGAGAAAAACAACACAAUAAAACUUACAACACAAAAGAGCUACAUAAUUUGUGUGAAAUUUAGUCUUAGAAAAGAGUGGACUGUAUAAAUAGGAAAGAAUAAAUCAAAUUCUG